Molecule: messenger RNA, 2220 nt
Organism: Anopheles marshallii
Lineage: Eukaryota; Metazoa; Arthropoda; Insecta; Diptera; Culicidae
Gene: Nulp1
Product: transcription factor 25
Exons: 5
Coding region: 1-2220 (739 amino acids)
Cellular component (GO): RQC complex
Molecular function (GO): protein binding
Source: RefSeq, a predicted model, not a curated record
AUGUCCUACCGCAUUCUGCGCAAGCUGCAGGGCAAUGAGCUGGAGAUAAAGGAACCAAUCGAUGAGGUGUCGGAUGGUGGCGAUGCCGAUUACGACACCAACAGUACCAGCAGCCAGAACCGCAACAACAGCAAGAAGCAACUCAACAUCAAUCGAUAUGAUCUGCUUAAUCAGCAACAGUCGCUAUCCGAGAGCGAGGUGAAGGAGGACGAUAACGAUGAGACGGAAAAGGACGUCGCGGACGGACCGGUCAGUGUGCAUUUGGCCGAGGCAAAGAAGCGCAAGAAAAAGAAGAAGAAGAAGACAGGUAAAUACAUGUCCAGUUCGGCGCGACGCAGCAGCGAGGACAAUGCCGACAUCGAAGACGAUUUUACGCGCACGGUAAAGGAGGUGGACAAACUGUUUGGUAAUUUCCCGCGCGACUCCUCGGACCACCACCAUCAUCAUCACCACCAUCACCAUCACCAUGCGGAAGGGGGUGAUAGUAAGGCGGCGGGUUCGGUCGUAACCGGUGGUCUUACCGGCAAAUCGUUGCUGAAUGUGCAGCAUAAAAAUCUGAACCCACAGUACGAGAUGAAGCGCAUGUUCGGCAGCAAGGUCGUCGGUGAUCAACAGAACAAACGACGCAAUGCCCGUGGUGCGUCGAGGCUGCAAAAGUCCACCUAUUUGGUGAACCCGAAAGACUCCUGGCCACCGGUCGGCAAGUCUGGCAUCUACAUGAAUUUGGUGCAGGCACCGGAACCGAGCACCUCUACUUCCGCGAGCGGUCCGAAGGCAGUCUUCGACAAGAACGUGAUCUACUUCGCGUUCGAGCACAGCCCUUCGUACCGGUUGGUACAGCAAAAGUUUCUCGAUGCCGUCGAGAGCAUGGACUCGGAGAAUAUUAUUCACAUCAUCAACCAGUACCCGUACCACGUCGAUUCGCUGAUCCAGCUGAGCGAGCUGUGUAAAAUGAGCGACGAUCACGCGAUGGCUUCGGAGCUGAUCGAACGUGCAUUGCUCGCACUUGAGUCGUCGUUUCACACGAUGUUUAGCCUCACGCAGGGCAACUGUCGGUUGGAUUACCGGAGACAGGAAAAUCGGGCACUCUUCAUCACACUCUUCAAGCACUCGCAGCAUCUAGAGUCACGGGCCUGUUCGCGAACCGCGCUAGAGGUAGCAAAAUUGAUACUGUCGUUCGAUCCGGUUAACGAUCCACUCGCCAUGAUCCUGAUUGUCGAUUACUAUGCAAUACGGGCAAAGCAGUACGAGUGGCUGGUGACCCUGUACGAGGAAUGGGACGCCACGAACAAUCUGUCCCAGCUGCCCAACAUGGCUUACUCGUACGCGAUGGCACUCUUCCAUCUGAAGCGCCCCGAAGCGGCCGACAAAGCGUUGCAGUACGCGCUGCUAAUGUUUCCUGGCGUACUGCGUCCGCUGAUGGAUGAGCUGUCGAUACAGGCGGACAGUCGAGUCGCGGGUCACAACUAUUUCGGACCGGGCUCGUACAAUAAGGCGCUGGUAGCACUUCAGCAGCUGAUGUCACUGUACGUUUGCCGUUCGAAGCUGGUCUGGCGCGAUGCGGAACUUUUGCCCUGGUUGGAACGCAAUGUGAAUACGGUAUUGGAUCGGGUGGAUGCCAAAGAGGACGUUAUUGCUGAGUAUGCUACCAAACGGAGUCAAAGGUACGCGAAUCCACCACGGCAAGUGCUCCGUCAUAUUGUGCUGUCGGAUUUUAAGGAAAAGGUUCCGCUAGCUCAAUUCAUCAAGAAGGAAACGGAUCCCAUGUUGAUGUACGACCCGCUGCCGCCACUGGAUUCCAUCAACAUCUACUCCAGACCCACUCUGACGUCGAGCAACAAUCGGGUUUCGAACGAUCCGUUGCAUCUCUUCUUUCAAUCGCUGCUUCCUAACUUCAACGCUCAAGCACAGCCUGCCCCACCGGCUGCCGCUCAACAGCCGCAACAGGCUAAUAAUGUUGCAGCAGGUGCCGCUGCGGGAGCUGGUGUUGCUGCGGCUGGGGCCGCUGCUGGUGCAGCUGGUGGCGGUGCCGCUGGUGGUACUGUUGCCCCGGACUGGGACCUCGGAAGCAUGGCAGCAUACAGCAGUACGCUUGUUACGAUCGUGGAAGCAAUGCGUGAGUUCCUGUCCGGUAUCCGUGCGCUCGAAAGACCGAACGAUGCGGACGUGGACGAGGCGGAAAGCAGCGAAGAGGACGAACCGAACGAUUUUCUGGCGUAA